AUGCCGCCCCAUUGCUCCCAGAUGACAGGCUUGUCAGUCGCAGCCCUCCCUGAUUGGAAGGGCGUCACGUGCCCCUAUUGCGGGGAAGGCACUCUUGGCCCUCUGAAGCACUACGCCGAUUCGAAUGGAGGGUGGGCCUGCCGCUGCAAUAGCAAGGAGUGCAAGCGCCGCGUGCUGCCGCACGCUUUCCACUCCAUCUUCAAGUGCGGUACGGGGCAGUCGCACGUGAGCUUGGCAGAUCAAGCUUCUGUGCUCUUCUGCUCGAUUGCGAAAUGCUCGCAGACUUCCGUGCGUUUUCUCUUGCAGAAGAAUCAUGCGCUCACGGAGAGCAUCUACGAGUCCUUGCACGCGGUGCGCGCCAAGAGCGUGGUCCAGCACGAGAAGAACAUCAAGUUCGGUGCCGACUUGCCUUGGGAGGACGUAGAAGCCGACGAAGUGGACAUCGCCAAAGGAGAAGACCCCAACACAGACGCUGCGACUGACAAGCCCGUCAUCUGGGAGCAAUGGGGCGGCAUGGUUCAGCGCGGCGACCAGAAACCCCUCGUCUUGUUCAAACUGGACCCAGCGAAGACAAAGAUGCGGGCGCCAGGCCCAGGCCCGAUCCGCAAGCGCGAUUGGAAGCCUCUGGCCUACAAGUGGAUCACCCACCACGAUGUUCCAGAUGACAGCAAGCCCAACAAGACCAAGCGCGUUUGGGUUAAAGCUGGCACCCAGAUCAUCGACCGCAUCUGGGGCGAGCCGCGGAAACACUUAGGGAACAAAAAGACAGUGAACACCAAGGCGCUGACCAACAAGAUCCGCUCCUACCAGUGGUUGUACUGGCACAGGGGCGAGGGUUUGUGGCUGGCAACAGGGAAAAUGCUGGAGGAGGCCUUUCUCAAGGAGCACUGCCAGUGA
Molecule: messenger RNA, 897 nt
Organism: Prorocentrum cordatum
Lineage: Eukaryota; Dinophyceae; Prorocentrales; Prorocentraceae
Source: the annotation of a GenBank genome assembly